CGCUGGCGUUGCUUUUUAGCAUUCGCAGCUGGGAACACAACAACAACGGAGACCGAUGCAAGAAAAACUGGGACAGGGGAUUUUUUCAGUGUUGAAAUAUCACAUUUUGUACCCCCUAUUUAUAACGUGUUCGGAGUGGAUGGUAUUCCAAAGGUAACGAUUCUAGUAAAGGAGCGUUCACCAGUGUAACUGUACCAGGAAGCGGGAAUAUUUUAACCACAAAUUUCGCAAUAUUUGUGCGGUCGUCGAACAAAGCAACAACGCAUCUCCACAACUUCUCACUUCGUCGUAAAUUUGACAACCAUGAAGGACGAAAUUGCCGCAGCCGUGGUCUUUCUGGCCCGCCUCAUCAACCUGAGACGUAACUUCUCGACAGAACAGAUGGCGGAAUUCUCCGAGAAUUUAGUGGCAUGUUUGAUCGAGAAGUUUCGGAACCACUGGUACGAGGACCAGCCGAGCAAAGGCCAGGCGUUUCGGUGCAUCCGUAUCGCCCACGACGAACCCAGGGACACGGUGGUGGUUCGUGCAGCCAAGAAAAGCGGUCUUGACUACGACAAAAUGAACCUCCCAGCGGACUUCACAUUAUGGGUGGACCCGCUUGAAGUUGUCUGCAGGUUUGGAGAGAAAGGCACUAUCUGCCCGAUUGCGUCCUUCCCCAAGAAGCAACAGCCAACACAAGUGAACGAUAACGAGGCCCCAACGUCGCAAAGCAGCGACGACAAUGGCAAUGUGGACUUGAACGCCAACCCAAAGACUGUCAUCGAUUCCAUCUCGGAUGUACUCUCGCAAAACGCCAGCACGGCAGUCAAUGACAACGCCAUGGGAGUGUUCACCACCCAUCGAAGGGGGCGGCGAAACCGGACCAAGUACAACCUGGUCCGAAAUGCCAUCAACACGGAGCAAGACUGGCCCGCCCUCUCGGGCCCCCACAACCAGUACCGCUGGGUCAACAAGGCCCUAGCGGCCAAGGCGUAACCCCUUCCCUCCGCUGACAAACUCGAAAAGAAAAAGAAAAACGCCAAAUGGAAAUCUUAUUAAGAUGUUUUUGUUUUUUUAUAAAAACUUUCUUUCAUGGAAUUAUUGUGAUUUUUAAUGUAGCCAUUUUCGUCUGUGAUCUUUGCCAAAGUCAAAAACGGGUUUGAUUGCUGUUUUGACAAUGCAAUGCAUUUUUCUACGUCUACACUCAAAGUGGUGCUCUAGGUGAUGUACAUAAUAUAUAUCAUAUGUUUUGUAACUUGCAUUUUUAAUAUAUGAUGUAUGUUUUCAGUUAACGACACUUGGACAGCAUAACAAAAGGAAGGGCAUACCUAACAUUCCUGUUACAUUGCUCUUAUUCUCAUAAUGCUGAUCAUGCACAGAUAGUCAUAUGGAACAUUGAUAACGGCACGGAAAUAACUCAUCCCAGCCAAAAAAAAAUCGAUGUGAUGUUUGAAAACGUCUUGUCAACUGAAUUUUAUGUGUUCUUAAAAAAAAAAAGCAUGAUUGCUACCAUAUGGUUCAGAAACACCGUUUAGCAUCUUGCAUCCGCACUUAAGAAAAGUGAUGCCAGCAAUUUUUUUUUUCUCCACAAUAACACAACUUUCCCGGAAACUUCAAACCCUUCAGCAACCUGAAAACUAUUUGCAGUGGACCCAGUGCGGAUUUCCUCCAUUUAACGCAAUAACGAAGCAGGUUUCUCCUCUCAUACCUCUCCUUGGUUUUCAGGCAUGAAACGGCCGUAAAUCCACCCAGGGGACAGUGUGACUCAUCUUCCAAACUGUCCCACGCCCUGUAACUUUUUUCUUACUCGGAUUAAUUGUAAGUCAAAUUGAAUUGGCCAGCUUCCUUAUUGCGUUAACCGGGCACUUAAACUCAUAGGUAGGCUUCGCUAAAAACCAGGCAGAUUUCAAGACCUCACUUAGUCGUGCGCUUAACAAGUAAGCCGAUUGUAACUUCCGCACUUAUUCAACAAAAACAGUGAUGGAUCAUUUCGCUAUAUGUUCAGUUGACAAGACGAUAUCCUUGCGGCUAUUUAAGGCCUCAGUUUUCAUGGUUCUGCUAAUCUUAAACAAUUGCAUUAAAAAAACCCAAUAUACCGGUGCUCUCUAGGCUAAAAUUAAACAAUUGAACAGAAAAAAGCUCCAAACAUCAGUAAAACAACAACAGUGUUAACUAGUACUGUAAGUUGUCUUUUUCCCAACCAAAACCUUUCCAUGACCAGAAGCUGGUGGUUAGCAGUAUAGUCAACUCUCGUUAGUACAAACACUGUUAAUACAAGUUGUGGUUGUAACAAACAUAAAGCCUUGGUACCUUAUGUGCAUUUAUGUGCACAAUGAAUGGGACUGAUGUUCCUCUUAAUACAAAAAAAUCUGAUAUAACAAACAAUGUGGCUAGUUUGUAUUAACGAGAGUUGACUGUGUAUCAUGAACUUAACUCUAGAUUGCUCUUCGCAUUUGUGUGUCGUUGUACACGUCAGCUAUGCAUUAUUCCCUCCAUGUCAAAGUUCAGAGGUCAGUUGAACAGUAUUUGCUUUUGUAGAGGUCACAAUAUUUUUAACAGUAACCAAACUUUUCUGUACAGUGAGUUUCUUAAGCGACAUCAUUCGUGCAAUAUGAAUUUUAUAUGCUGAGCAUUAUGUAUAUUGUGAUUGUUUUGUUUUCAUUUUGCAAGGAAAAUGUGGAAGAAGAAAAAAAAAUAAUAAAAAAAAUGACAAAUUAAGAAACUAUUGACAGUAAUUACUGCAGCAAACAUUUUUAAGAUCUUGGUUCUGAAAUUGAUUUUCAUAUUUUUAACUUUGGCUAAUAUUUUAUUAUUUUGGUUUUGACGAUAAGUUUUGCUUUUUAUCAUUUCAUUUAUUUUUAGCAAAGACCUUGGGAAUGUGACUUCAUGGUGUACAGGAUUUCUGAAGAACUGAAAUACCUCUUUAAAAAUGUAUUUUGUUGACCAAAUUGAAUUCAGCACACAAAAAUGAAAAAAAAAAAAAGAUUGACAAUAUUUUUGGCGUACAUGCAAACAAUAUUGUAUUUUUACAAUGUAUGUAAGAAAACCUGCUUAUCAUCUUCAUAUUCCCAAAUUCGAUAGCAUAUAUUAUUUUUUUUUCUUUCAAAUUUGACUCUUUUUGACCAGGAUUUACCUCACCAUGAACCUAAAACAGUCGUCUGCUUGUCAAUUAACUUUGUUGAAUUCCAGGCGACUGUUUUUCUUUCUAUUUUUACUCUUUGUUUCCAAAAUUAAAACUUCCUGUUCUUUCCUCGGUAGUUAGAGAAGACCAAAUUUUUAUGAAUUGUUUCAUCACAUACACACACCAUACAGACUAGCAGUACUGGUGUUAUAAUCAGUUCAUUACAACACAAAUUGUUCCGGGCCUUACUGCUUUUUUGGCCUUUUUAUAUAAAAGAGAUUUCACCUCGACUGUUUGUAACUUUUUACAGUUUGUAUAGAAGACAGAAAAUGCAACAUUAUUUGUUAACUGUGUACAGAAAAACAAAAUAAAUAGUUAAAAGUUCAUGAAUGAAAAA
This is a messenger RNA of Patiria miniata (bat star), 3497 nucleotides long. Its product is annotated as maternal B9.10 protein-like. The transcript is spliced from 2 exons. Gene Ontology annotation, cellular component: nucleus; cytoplasm. Gene Ontology annotation, biological process: negative regulation of mitotic cell cycle; negative regulation of cell population proliferation. Lineage: Eukaryota; Metazoa; Echinodermata; Asteroidea; Valvatida; Asterinidae. The record is from RefSeq and is a predicted model, not a curated record. The coding region runs from base 304 to 975 and encodes 223 amino acids.